GCUGCCGAGAGAAUUUUAAUGGUGGCCGUUCAAUUCCCACUGUGUAGUUCACUUGAGCAUCAGAUCUGUCUAAUUCUUCGGUUCGUAGGCUAAAAUUAUCUGGCAAAAUGGGUGGGCGGCAUGGAUAAAAGCCAUACAUCAAGGUGGGCCCCACAGAGCCAUGCCUGUACGGAUUAUCGUCCAGGCGGGUGCCGGACGCCAUCCGCUUCCCAAUAAAACAGAGAGAGAGACGGAUUGGCUUCUUCGUUGUUGCUGGAGACCGAAGACCUCGACCGGAGGUAAAACCCUAAACCUAGUUUCUAUUCCAUUCUCACUAGGAACGAAACCCGAAUACCAUCUCCAGCGACCAAAACGAAAAGGUAAAGAAGGGAAACCCUAACCCUAACCUCGUAACUAUAAUUCCUCCUACUCCAAAUUUGAGAAAAGCAGAGAAUCGGAAGAGAGAGAGAUGGGUAAGAAGAAGAAGCGGGCGUCGAAGGUGUGGUGCUACUACUGCGACCGGGAGUUUGAUGACGAGAAGAUAUUGGUGCAGCAUCAGAAGGCGAAGCACUUCAAAUGCCACGUGUGCCACAAGAAGCUCUCGACUGCCGGAGGAAUGGCCAUCCACGUCCUCCAGGUCCACAAGGAGAGCGUUACUAAGGUGCCAAAUGCUAAACCUGACAGAGAAUCAACUGAAAUCGAAAUUUUUGGGAUGCAAGGAAUCCCUCCAGAAAUUUUAGCAGCUCACUAUGGGGAUCAUGAUGAAGAUGCACCAUCAAAGUUAGCUAAGGUGGAGAUUCCGUCUGCUGGAUUUGUUGGUGGUGUUGUACCAGGAACAUUAGGCAUGGGGUUUCCUCCACAAUCAGCUUAUGGUGCAAUGCAACCAAUAUACAAUUCUGCGGCAUUAGCGGUGCAGGCUUCAGGUUGGCAGAUUCCUCCUCGUCCUCAGCCUUGGUUUCCAUCACAUCCAGCAGCCUCAAUGCCUCCUCCUGCAAACGUGGGGCUGACACAACAACAGCCUCUGUUUCCUAUACAGAACACAAAUCUACCUCUGUCAACCUCUACUCCUACACUUAAACCAUCAUUUUCAAUAAGUCCACCUGGACUUCCCUCAUCAACACCUCCUGUCCCUGUAUCACAGCCUCUAUUUCCCAUUACAGCUAAUAAUAGUUCACCUGCUCAAAGCUCACCAUUUUCAGCAGCUUCACUUCCAGCAACCAUUCCAUCAACCUCUCCAACGGAAUUUAAGAACUCAAUUGACACAAAUUCGGUGCCAAGUAUCUACGCUGCUUCAAGCAUCCAAGGUGGUGUACCAUUCACUGGCUCACAUAUGUACGCUUCUGGUCCAAAUACCGGCGGUCCUUCUAUCGGGCCACCGCCUGUGAUAUCUAACAAAGCCCCUGCAGCCCAACCGGCCACCAAUGAAGUUUAUUUAGUUUGGGAUGAUGAGGCAAUGUCCAUGGAGGAAAGAAGAAUGUCCCUAACGAAGUAUCAGGUGCAUGAUGAAACUAGCCAGAUGAACUCCAUUGAUGCAGCCAUAGACAGGAGGAUAUCUGAAAGCAGGCUUGCAGGUCGUAUGGCAUUCUAACUUAGUGGUCAUCUGGCAUUCUAACUUGGUGGUCAAGCAGUAGGUGCGCAACAGCGCUCCUCACAAGUUCUUUUGCUUUGGAGGUGGAAGUUCUAAAACAACCUGGGUUCUGUCACAAGAGUAAGUCGCAAACUCAUCUUGGAAGUUGUUUUUGGGCCUACCAGUCGUUAGGGUUUAUCGAUGUUGUAUUCUUUUGAGAUAAUUUCAGAGUCAUUUCUUUAUCUGCUCUGGAGGUCUCGGGAGGAGCCACCGUUGAUAUUUUCAUGUCAUCUUGGAUUUUGUUCUUCAUAUAAAUGUCAUACAUCUCAAUUCUUCCUCAAGAUGAUACUGACUAUAGAAUGGAGACAUUCUAUUUGCAUUGGAGGGAGCAUCUUUCAUGGAGAAUGUAGUUAGGAGCUUUAUGCCA
This is a messenger RNA of Magnolia sinica, 1973 nucleotides long. Its product is annotated as protein SUPPRESSOR OF FRI 4. The coding region runs from base 449 to 1567 and encodes 372 amino acids. Gene Ontology annotation, cellular component: nucleus. Gene Ontology annotation, molecular function: DNA binding. The transcript has 7 exons. Lineage: Eukaryota; Viridiplantae; Streptophyta; Magnoliopsida; Magnoliales; Magnoliaceae. The record is from RefSeq and is a predicted model, not a curated record.